AUGAUAGAUUUUGGAGGAGUUGACUCAAAUAGAGAUAGUGCUCAGCCAAGCGGAUUUUCUACAGAAGGAUUACAUCAAGAAUUUGUUGAAAUGGGUGAUUCUGAACCUGUUAAAAUUUCUCUCAAAAAUGGAUAUUGCAAAUUUACAAAUGAAGAAAAGAUUCAUAUCAUGAAUAGCCUGCAGGAGAAUUCUCAUAAAGGUCUUCAGAAAGGCAAAAGAUUUAAUAAAGUAGAUGCUGAAUUCAUGAGAAAGAAUGCCCUGUUCUUCAAAUAAGUUUAAAAAGAAUAAAUAAAAAAUUGAAAGUCCAAGACUCUCAGGCUUUCUUAAAUAUCCUUUCUACUUCAUAUAAAGGCCAGAAUUUAAGCAACUUUAAUAAUUAUAUCGAAGAUCGGAUAGUAAAGUCUCAAAUUGAGAAAAGGAAGUUUCUGAAUGCCAAAAUUUGAGACAAAUUUAUACGAAAAUAGCCAGAAUAACCCAAAUAAAGAUGCCUUCAGAAGGUCUCAUCAAGAGAGGACCUCGAUUGAUAAAAGCACUCUUGGGCCAACAACUACUGAGGACUUUCAUCAGAUGAGGCCUAUCAGUGGAGCCAAAAGAGAAAUAAUCAAGGAGAAUAUCAAUGUGAUUGACACCUCGAAGAAAUCUGACUUAUGGAAAUACAAAGAUUUCAAAUUCCCCAGUCCACUGCCAGAUGGAUGAAACAAUGUGAUCUCCUUCAGUGUGAAUAAGAAGAAAUAAAACUAAAGAGCUCACUCUUGAUGAUGUCUACCAGAUAUUCGGAAUCAGGCCAAAGGACUCCACAGAGUCCUUUUAUAACAGAAUGAAGGGUUCCCAAAGCGUAAUUGUAGAUGAAUCUGAGAUGCUUUCGAAAAGGAUUUUCAGGAAUAGAAGAACUCCUAUUGCCAAACCAGUGAUGGAUCAUAAUCUUAUGAAUGAUUAUAGAAGUAAUCCAAAGACUUCCCAUAGUGUAGUACAGAAAAGACGAGACACCUCCUUGAAACAGAAUGGGUUUAUCAACCAAUUAGUCCCUCAAAAAGAGAAGAAUGAAAAGGUGCCUGCUCUCACAAGUUCUCGAAAGAAGAGGAAAAAGGCAGCUACGACUAUUAUGGCAAGUCCUUGAAGAAGUAAAUUUUCUGCCACUCUUAACAGUACAUCAUCUAAAAGGGGUUGGCCUAAUAAAAGAAAUACCUUAGGCUGAACCAAUUUUGAAAGUAUCUUCCACAAACUUAGGAAAUGAAACAUCUUCCGUGGUAAUGGAAUCACUCCUGUUGAAGCAAGGGAGAUGUACUAUCGUGACAAAAGAAAGGGGAGGGAAGACAGAAAGGCUUCGGUUCAAAUCACUCGUGAAGAUUUGAAUCUGUCCCAAAAUUUACUACAGCAGCCUAGAGGAUCGACUCUGUUCAUAGAUACCUUGGAUGGGUAA
Moneuplotes crassus is the source of this 1420-nucleotide messenger RNA. The record is from the annotation of a GenBank genome assembly. NCBI's taxonomy places the organism in Eukaryota, Ciliophora, Spirotrichea, Euplotida, Euplotidae.